UAAAAUUAAUUUUACUUUGCCUUUAUACUGUUUUGAGGCAUUUUUCUCAAUAAAACUCCAUUAAUAACUAUGGGAAAAACUGGAACUGAAUUAGGAGAUAUGUUUUUCUCAUCAAAUUUGAUUUGACCCAUCAUUUUUUUUACAACCUUUUUAUGACUUCAUAUAUUGCUUUUGCAGAUAAAAUGAUUUGAGACUUCUGGAAAUACUGUCACCCUAUAAUAAAAACAGCAGAUUGGCAAUGUGUAUUUUCCAUUAAUGUAUAUGUAAUUAGAGUAUCACUGAUUCAAGUCCAGUAUGUCCUGGACACAGUGACAGCUGCAAGCUUAUGAGCAAUGAACAUCAUGAUGAAGUAUGACGGAGCUGCAGACUGAUCAUGGCAGGGAGCCAGUUGGAGGGGCUGGAUGCCCUAUAGCAGUGGGAAAGGGACUCUGAGGUGACGGCAAGACUAAUACUUUUCCAAGCAAGUCAGUCUUUUGAAGAUCAGUGGAUGUUUAAAUAAAUCAUUCAAGUUUCUUAGAAAGUAACAUGUUUUUGCACAAGCUGCCGUCAGUGUAAAAAAAUUACCUUGCCAAACGAGCGGAUAUUUCAACAUAUGGCCACCUUUACUUCUUAUAAAACUGGGGAAAUGCCUGCCAGCACUUGUCUUUACCAACACCCUUUUGGGGCCCCAGAACUUUAUGCUACAGAACGCACAUAAAACCUGAACACUUCUGAGUUAGGACGUAAAUUACUGAUUUAGGAAUAAAUUAAUUUUUGGCCAAUUUCACCCAGCCAUCUACCAAAUUAGCACUUGUUCUGUCACUGAAUUGUGAAAAAUGUGUCUGUUGUUUGCACAAAUAUACCUGGACUCUCUGGUGCCACUGUGAAAAAAAAGAAGCCUUAAAACCUAUGAUUACUUUCGCCCAAGAUUACUUUGGGCAAAGACAAGAGGACAAUUACACUUUUGUUUAAAUACUGAAACAGGUUGCUGGUGGUGUUAGUAUUGCUGGUAAGGUUGCCACCUUUCUGACUAAAUUUUGCCAUCAAAUGGGUGGAGUAAUAGCGUGCCAGUGGCCUGAGAGAGGGAUAAGAAGGAGCGCAUCCAGGAGGAAAAUAAGUUAGUGUCACAUUGGGGCAGAAAAAAAAUUGUCAACAAUUUUUUUGAACGUGCGUCAUUGUUGCCAUUUCGGGAAUCUUUGAAAAGAUUUGCGAAUCUUUCAGCGAAGCAAAACAGGACAGAUUUGCUCAUCACUAUUACUAACAUCUUUUGGAGACUUGCACUAGUGCAAAUACAUCACUUCAGCUGGUGUGCACAUAUGUUAUACUCAGCAGAUCAACAAUCCCUCUGGGAAAACAAUUCCAGGGGUUGAUACCUCUGUGGUAACCACAAAGAAAAUUUUCUUUUUCUUCCCUGGAAAAAGUAGGAGUUGUGAGCAGAAUAAACAAAAAAAGAAAAACUGAACUCUUGGGAACAGAGAUUUCAGCAGCCGCAGACGCCUGUCAGGGAAAUAAAAUCUAAGUGGCAUUUUCUAGCUGCUUGGCAAAAGCAUAAGUUAUCAUGAGUACAGGAAACAAUGGAUUAGACAGUUGUGGCCAAUAUUGCGAGUUGAGGCUCUGGUGGCAGCAGCCGUGCCUGGCGACCAGCACAAAAAAACACAAGGUUUUUUUUCCUCCCUGAUAAAAGUAAGUGCGGCAAUCAGAACCAAAAAAAUGCGAACGAACAUUGGCAUCCUGCCGUGCCCACCCUGUAUUACAGCCCAUUGCCCCAUUCUACACUCAUCACUUCCGCCAGUACCGCGUCACGGCCCUUAUAUGCGUAUCGGUUACCUGUCAGGCUGGAGCCAAAGAGCUACACAUUAAUGGCGAUGCGGGACGUUUAAGCAGCGAUACGGGAAUUGUGGGGUUUAUCAAGAAAAACAAGUGCCCCACGAAAAGUGAGGCUGUUGGGCAGUAUGCGGCUGGGGCUCAAAUUCCCAGCUCAAAUCAUUUGCAGCUAUGUGAUCUGUUCUAGUCUGAGUAGCAAACUUCCAGAAAUUUUCUUGGCAAAUGAUUGAGCUGCAACAUGCAGUCCCUCCACUUCAUCCAGAGUGCAUUGCUUGUCCUUCUUCCUUGGGAAUAGACAAAAGGCAAAUCAUGAUCCCUAUUGCUAUUCAGUCUCAGAAGAGUCCUAUUAAUGCUUCCCAUUCAACUUCCUUAGAAGUAACCCAGGAUGAAGAACUUGCAAAGGUCUUGGAACAAGAUCCCUCUCUGGAAGAUCUUUGUAGGCCUCUGUCCUGUAAACUGUGUAAUGUCACUCUAAACUCUGCACAGCAGGCUCAAGCUCACUAUCAGGGCAAAAAUCAUAACAAGAAACUUCGCAAUUACUGUGCAUCAAGUAGCUGUCCUGCAUCAUCUAGAUUGAGUCACACUCUGGAGAUGACUUCACCUCAAACUGUAUCGUCACUUAAUACAUCUUCCACAAAAGUAGGUGGGCGUGUGAUUCUUGCCACUGAGAAUGACUACUGCAAACUAUGUGAUGCCUCUUUCAGUUCCCCAGUGGUAGCCCAGGCUCACUACCAAGGAAAGAACCACGCAAAAAGAUUACGCCUAGCAGAAACACCCGCUAACUGUUUCAUGGAUUCAGCUGAAUGUAAGAGAAAAACUCGAAAAGAAGGAAAUGAACAUAAGAUGAUGCCAAUGAGAAGAAAUGCUUGCACAGUGCAGAACAGUACAGGUCCAUAUUUCAAUCCUCGUUCUCGGCAAAGAAUUCCCAGAGACCUAGCCAUGUGUGUCACUCCAAGUGGGCAGUUUUACUGUUCAAUGUGCAACGCAGGAGCCAGUGAAGAACUGGAGUUUCGCCAGCACCUAGAGACAAAGCAGCACAAAAGCAAAGUUUCUGAGCAGCGUUAUCGCAGCGAGAUGGAGAACUUGGGAUACAUGUAGUAAAAUGGCCUGUGUCAACUGUUGUUAUUUAAAUUUUUGGUUUGUUUUUCGGCUUAUGUUUAAACCUUAUUGCAGCUGGAGGUACCUGUUGUAUGCCUAAGGAUUUUCUGCGUCCCGGGCAUCAUGACAAUACUGGAGUGGCAUUACUUUUAUGUUUCUAAGCUAUUUCUGCAAGUGCUGGUAGAGAAGAAUCUCACAAGACAUACAGAAGCAUAUUCUGUAGAAGAGGUACUCUACAGUUCUACAUAUUAGUAGGUCUUUAUGUUCAGCUCUUGUUAAAAAAAAAAAAUAUCCGGCACACCUGAAAAUAGAAAAAAAAAAAAAAAAAAGAAGUGUAGUAUAAAAGCUAAAAACAUCAGACUAUUAGGUCAGUAGAAGUCCCAUGACCCUGCACGGAACUGCGAGUGUCUGUACAUUUCAUGAGACCUCAAAGGAUUAAAGGGUUUUCUUUAAUUUAUUUUAAAAGUUUCGGGGGGGGGGGGGGGGGCGGCCUGCUGUGCUAUCUCUAAUAUAUGACUAGCCAUAUUUUAUUAUAUAUUAUUAAUAAUAAUAGUUUAUUUUUUGUGUUCCUAAUUUCCUUCAUACCUUUUAUGGGAGCCCUAGGUGACUCCUUGUCUUUUAGCUUAGGUAACAAAUUUUUAAAACAGUAAGGUAAUAGUUACAUCCUUACAGCUGAAGCUUUGGAAGUGUAAUGUUACAUUCUUAAGGGAUAUUUCAUAUUGGGUACUGCACUGUUUGCUUUAAAUUAUAAGCAGUCACAGAGGAAUAAAUCCUUUAUCAUAGAGAUACUUAGGGGAUGAUUUUCUAUUUUCCAGCUUGGAAAAUAAUUGUCCGAAUUGCUAAUUUAUAGAUUAACCUAAUUCAGAUAGGUUAGUAUGCAGAGCAUCACUGCAUACUGACCACUAAAGAAUAUAAAUGUGUUUGACUGCCCAAAUUAAGCAAGCACAUUCAGACAAAUUGGCUUUGUUAUUGCGGUCAAUUUGUUAGUACUUUCCUGACUAUUCCUGUGUUAAAUAAUAAAAUAGAUGAAACGGAUGGGAAUCCUUUUGGAUCCCCUAGUAUGAUCCACAAUAAACCUGCCCUAUACUUAAUAAUAAACAUCCAAAGUAUUGUGCAUUCCUUUAGUAUAAUUUUAAAGCUUAUUUUUUUGUGUAUUUUAGAUAAACACAGUAUUUAAAACACAAUAAGAACAUAGUUUUUGCUUUGACUUUAGUAACAGAAAUCUGUAUGUUGUACAUUAGUUGACAACACACAAUCUAGUGUGCAUAAAUGAGCUGCCAUUCCAAAGAAUUCAAGGACAGUUGAACAUCUCUAUGGAUAUAUACACCAUGGAGACUUACAUUGUCAUGGUUUACAUGAACUUCCGAAAUGUAGGCAUUGGAAGAAAUCCCGAACAGUUCAAAGCAUGCAACUGUGUAUGUUAUAUUGGCGUAUAAAACCGAAAAAGCUCAAGAAACCCAAUACUGUGUUUGCUAGUAGACUGUACUAUAUACAACCACUUUUUUCAUUGUUACUGAAUGGGCAUUUAACAAAUUAAUGUGCAAUGAAAUGUAGAUAGUUAUGUGUAUAAAAUGUUCUAAUUGCACUCAAUUCCUUUGCUGCAAGAGGAGUUUAAUAUGUUCCUUUAGUAGCUCAAGGGAUAAUAUGUAUGGGACCUUGGCCAGUCAUUUUACAAGGGACAUCGCUUUCACUCCAAUGUUGUAUAUUUUAGUUUAGGGCAUUAUACUGAAAAUGUGGCUGCUUCUCCAUUUUAGGUCAAUGGCCACAAAACUUUUCUUCUUUGGUUGGAUUAUUGCGAUGUAUUUCUAACUUAUCUUGCUGCUUCACAAAGCCAUUAAAGGCUGGUUUUCUCACUGUAUCCUGUGUUAGCUUGGGAUAUUCAUUUCUGUCUUAAACUGCGUAUCCUUUAUGUAUAUGAAAAUGAAUGGAGUCUGGAGUCUGAGGACAACACUGACUGCUUGCUGCUGAACAACUGUAUUUAACAAGGGUAAGGUUUAGGGUAUGGUAAAGAGGGCAUUUGCCCCGAGUCCCUUGCACCAAAGAGGCACUUUCUGCAUCACCCCAUACUCUGUUGUAUAGCUAGUAAAGAUAUUUCCAGUAUGUUAAUCAGCAAUGCAGCCCUUAAACUUGCAGUUCAGAAAAAAACAACUGGGCCCAUAGGCUAUGCAACUUUACUUACAUAGAAGUGCAGUUGGCAGGCCUUGACAGUUUUGCUCCAGUGAAUUUAAGAGUUGCAGUACAGCAACAAAUAACAAUUGCAAUGCCCAUUUAUUUAUAUUUUAAAACUGUCAAAGAAACAAAAUCCAUGAAUGGCCGAGGGGAAAUGACAUUACUAGUUUAAAUAAAAGCUGUUAGUUUUCAGUCAUUAACAAGCUUGGUUAAUUUCUAUAUUGCUAAAAAUAUAUUUCAGGAUAUAAAUAUUAUUUAGCUAUAGUUAUAUGAACAUAUCAUAGGCUAUAAAAGACCAAAUAGGUUCUAUUUGAGAGUGAUUGUCAGACAUUAGUUCAUAUAUUUUUAUAUCCCAACACAAUUCAUUCUGACAAGAAUUUUGAAAGAAAGCGUAGUUUUCCUGUGACAUUUAUUUUGUAUUGAUAAAAUCCUACUUUAUCUUUAUCCAUGCACCUUGGAAUCUGAAACAUUGUGUGGCCUGUGGUAGUGAAAUUGCUUGUUAUUUCUGUCCUGCGUCAUAAAUAUUACAGCAUGAAGCAUUGUUUCCUGAAAUUCCCUUUGACAUAAGCAGUAUAGUAACAGUUUUAUUAAUAAAAAAAAGAGAUUUUCCUGCAAAUGAUAAGGUUCCCCUUACUCUUCACAUCUGGAAAGUCACAGGCUGACAAUCCCUGCAUUAAAGGAAGAGUGGAAAACCAUCAAAAGGGGUUGGUUUUAAACAAUUGUCAAAUAAAGUUUCAUUUGCUGUGCAUUCAUACAGGAAUAUGGAUAGCUCCAUAGUAUCACACUGAAAGUGUCCUUAUUUAAAAAAAAAAAAAAAAAAAAAACCUUACUACGUCCCUGCCCUAAGGCACAUCAGCAUUUUAGGGCAACAACCACAUUGACACUUUCUGUGCGCCAACAUCAGUAGGAACCAUUUGCCUACGUCUUUUGUUAAUAGUUUUGUAAUAAAAAUACAAAAAUCACAAGCCUUUGUUGCAAUUGAUCAGGAGCUUCACUAAUCUAAGGAAGAGCUGAAGUUGGUACCAACCAUCAGUUAUUGACUGGGGGCAAUUACUACAUAUGACAAUUCAGCCUUAUUCAAUGAGGUCCAUCCAAUGGACAUGGAAAAAGAAGACACUCCUUUAUAUUCCUUUUAUUGAUGGUGCUUUUGUGAGUGGGAACUUAAGUUUCAAUGGUGAUCCUCUAUUGCUCACACUCCGUAUUGUACUUUGACAUUAUCAAUCCAUUAAAAUACUUGCACUGAUCUCUUUUGACUCACAAUCUCACAAGCCUGUCUUGCCAUUUCAGAGGAUUCUUUGCCUUUAUAAACAUGCUGGUUCAUUCAAGAGACACAGCAGGAUGUUAAAUGUAAAUUUCUUUCUUCCCCUGAGCCUUGUGCGAUAUGUUGCCAUGGUAACCACUGAUGCAGACAUAAAGAACAUUCUUUUAAGAAGGAAGAAUUGGGGAGAGGAGGGAUAAUUAUACAUAGUAUACUAGGAAUUAAACCUUCUCUAUUAAAUGGAAUGAAAUCUUAAAAGGCUGUCUCAGGUUUUCACUGGAUACAAAUCUCUGAAUCCAAGUAGGGCCACACAAUCUGCUUGAUUCUUAUUAAAACUGUCUGGUUAUUGCCUCUACUCUCUUUCACCACAAUGUGGGCCAGUAGAAUAAAAAUGUAUGGUCUUUUUAUAAUGGAGGUCUUUAUAAUGUAUGGUCUUUUAAUAAGGAUACUCUCUGUAAGACAUAGCAUUUGCUCAUGUGAAUUCAGCCUUCUCCUGUUUACAUUUUUGCAUGUUCUGUUUUUUUAUAUUAAAUGUUCUUUUCUAUCUCGUUAAAGCCCUAUUGUUCAUUUUCUGUAAUUGUCAUAUAUUUUGCAAAAAUGUAAGACAAAAAACCAAACAUGAAGCUAAAUAUUGUUGAUGUACCUUCUAUUUAUUAACUCAAUGUGUUAUUGUCUGCCUAUAAAACCUUUUUUGUUCCGCACUA
Messenger RNA from Xenopus tropicalis (tropical clawed frog), 7032 nucleotides. RefSeq names its product zinc finger matrin-type 3 (gene zmat3). Gene Ontology annotation, cellular component: nucleolus. The record is from RefSeq and is a predicted model, not a curated record. Bases 2026 to 2901 code for a protein of 291 amino acids. The transcript is spliced from 6 exons. Gene Ontology annotation, molecular function: nucleic acid binding; zinc ion binding. NCBI's taxonomy places the organism in Eukaryota, Metazoa, Chordata, Amphibia, Anura, Pipidae.